GGCAGGGAGUUCCUGCAUGGAUGUUGAAUGUGAGUGGAUGUACGCAUGUGUGUAUGAGUGUGUGGAGGCAGGCCAGGAAUACCAUGCCUAGGAAUGGAAAAUGCUUAAAAUUACCGUAGAAGUUGCCGGGGAUGCUGUGAGGAGAUCCUAGGAAAUAAUCUGAGCAGACACCCAAGUGAUCUGAGCCAAAAUGCUUUAGAAUACUCAUUUUCUUAUCUACCAUUGUGCUGCGGAGCUACCUCUGGGAUUAGUUGCAGUUUGCCAUUUUAACUCCUGUUUAUACCUGAUUCCUAAUGAAAGGGAGUAUGCACAGGUUCAUUCAAGUAACUUUAGGAUUACCAAGGACAAAGUUUAUCUUUUACAACGUGCGUUGCUUAUCCUGAUUUAAGUUUUAAAGACCUGACAAACUCUGGUUUGAGUGAGGGGUUAGCAGAAUUUUUUCCAAUUUACAACACUUGUGCUGGUCAUGGAUUACUAUAUGCAGUGUGCAGCCAUUUGUUAAAGCUGUUUUAGCACAAAAUUCUCCAAACACUCAAGAGUUCUUGACUACCAUGCAUUGCAGGACUGCAUUGUUGUUACAGAUAUGCUCACCUGCGGUUUGCUCAGGAAAAGCAUUUCACAUGGCACCUUACUGAAUGUCACAAAGUUGUAAAGCAGCCGCUUUUUAUUUCAGCAGCAGAUUAGAUGCACAAAUGCAGAUGCACAUCUGAAGAGUAUACAUUGGUCAGAAACAAUUGGACAGUUAAUUUUCAAAUGAUGAAAAGGGCCAGCAUGUGGGACCCUUUGAAUGUGAAGCAUUCAGAAAGAAACUACUAAUCUGCACAGCUCCUGUUUUAUUUCAUCUGUUUGGAAAAAUCAUUCCUCUAAACACACCAUAGCCUUUACACACUGGGUGGGGGUGGAGUGGUGCUCUGUAAACUGUCCUGAGAAAAGUGCAACAGCUGAAGGGGGACAGUCAGUUGACACAAAUUUGUCAGACUAGAUUCCAGUAGACAUGUUAUGUGGACUGAAAAAGGAUUUGCUCUCUGAUGCCGAUGAUGGUCCUUAUGGAAAAGGAAACAAAGAUGCUGGUGGCGUGGACUCUGCCCUGGUCUCUAGAAGACAAAGUAUACCAGAGGAAUUCCGAGGAGUUACAAUGGUUGAAUUAUUAAAAAAAGAAGGAAGCACCCUUGGUUUAACUAUAUCUGGUGGAGCAGACAAAGACGGCAAGCCAAGAGUCUCAAACCUUAGGCCUGGAGGUCUGGCAGCAAGAAGUGACCAGCUGAAUGUGGGUGACUACAUUAAAUCAGUCAAUGGGAUCAACCUUACAAAGCUGCGACAUGAUGAAAUUAUUAGUCUCCUGAAGAAUGUGGGUGAACGUGUCAUACUUGAGGUGGAGUACGAGUUACCACCUGCAGCUCCUGAUACCAGCUCUGGGAUAAUUCCAAAAAACAUUGAGAUCUCUCUGUACAAAGAAGGGAAUAGCUUUGGUUUUGUGAUGAGAGGUGGGGCCCAUGAAGACUGGCAUAAAUCUAGGCCACUAGUAGUAACCUAUGUGAGGCCUGGGGGACCAGCCGACAGGGAAGGAACUCUAAAAGUUGGGGACAGACUGCUGAGUGUGGAUGGUAUUCCUCUCCAUAAUGUGACACAUGCAGAUGCACUCAAUAUUUUCCGUCAGUCUGGCCAGGAAGCCAUUUUCCAGGCAGAGUAUGAUGUCUCCAUAGUAGAUUCUGUAUCCAAUGCCUCAGGUCCUUUGCUAGUUGAAAUAACCAAGACUCCUGGUUCCACGUUGGGUAUAACACUGACUACCACAAUGUAUCGUAACAAGCAAGUAAUAGUCAUCGAUAAAAUUAAACCUGCCAGUGUAGUAGACAGAUGUGGGGCCUUACAUAUAGGAGAUCACAUUCUGUCUAUAGAUGGAACCAGCACAGAACACUGUACUCUUCUAGAAGCAAUUCAGCUCUUAUCUAGCACGUCCGACAAUGUUAAACUCGAGAUCCUUCCUGUACGGCAAAGCAGGUUACCACUUAAACCUUCUGACACAGUUAAGGUACAGAAGAGUGAACUUCACCACUGCUGGGAUCCCAUUGUCAGCCACUGCCACACAAAUCAUCCCGGUAACUGCAAGACGCCUAGCUGGUACCCGGUCUCCACUCAGGAUUACUGCAAAUCUCUAGUACCCACCAGCUUCUCUCCAGCCACAUUAAACAUGCAGAAUUUUUCCUGUCAGAAUUCCGGCACACUCUCUGGCACACUACCUCGAAAUAUGCCACCUAUGAGCCCAAGGACAACACUGAUGAGGAGAAGGCUGAGGAAGAAAGAAUACAAGAGCUCAUUGUCAUUAGCAUCCAGCUCAGUGGGACUUGGUGGACAAAUUGUUCACACAGAAACUACUGAGGUGGUCCUGAGGGGCGAUCCCCUAAAUGGUUUUGGAAUCCAGCUGCAGGGAGGGAUCUUUGCUACUGAAACACUGUCCGCUCCUCCACUAAUCCGAUUCAUUGAGCCUGACAGCCCAGCUGAGAGGUGUGGACUGCUUCAAGUGGGAGACCGUCUACUUUCAAUCAAUGGUAUCCCAACAGAAGAUGGGACCCUGGAAGAAGCUAACCAGUUGCUGCGUGAUGCUGCUCUUACCAAUAAAGUAACACUGGAAAUUGAAUUUGAUGUGGCAGAAUCUGUAGUACCGAGCAGUGGGACUUUCCAUGUAAAAUUACCCAAGAAGAGAAGCGUUGAGCUCGGUAUCACAAUAAGUUCUGGAAGUCGGAAACCUGGUGAACCACUAAUUAUUUCAGAUAUUAAAAAAGGAAGCAUGGCACACAGGACUGGUACCUUGGAGCCUGGAGACAAGCUGCUGGCAAUUGAUAAUAUCCGCCUGGACAACUGUUCCAUGGAAGAUGCCGUUCAAAUCUUACAACAAUGUGAGGAGCUGGUAAAGCUGAAGAUAAGAAAAGAUGAGGAUAACUCUGAUGAACAGGAGACCACAGGUGCUAUUAUCUACACUGUGGAAUUGAAGCGGUAUGGUGGACCUUUGGGAAUAACUAUCUCAGGGACAGAAGAACCUUUUGAUCCAAUCAUUAUUUCAGGGCUGACCAAACGAGGACUAGCAGAAAGGACUGGAGCCAUUCACAUAGGAGAUCGGAUUUUAGCUAUUAAUAAUGCUAGUUUGAAGGGCAAACCACUGAGCGAAGCUAUCCACCUUCUCCAGAUGGCUGGAGAGACGGUGACUUUAAAGAUCAAGAAACAACCAGACCGAUUAUACAACAAGACGAAACCUGGUGGUGGUAGUGAAUUAAGUGACCCAGAAGAUGAACUUCCCGAUUCUCAGAAAACAGGCAAGCUGUCUGAAGUAUACUCUACUACUAUUCCAAGUGUUGAUAGUGCCUUGGAGUCCUGGGAUGGAUCAGGCAUUGAUACAGGAUAUGGAAGCCAAGGUACUUAUGUGAAUCAGGCUGUUGGUAUGUCACUUCACCCUCAUGAAUGGAGAAACACCAGGCACAGAAAUACCACUCCACCAAGCAAUCGCAGGAAAAGAUACCCAUACUUGGAUGCUGGCUUCAGCGAAGAUGACUGGGACAAACCUACAGGAUAUCUCGGCCCUCAAAAUGGUCUCAGCACGGAUCAUGGAGACAGUUUUUGGCACGUUUUUGGAGAGGCUUUGGAAGACUUGGACACUUGUGGGCAGUCAGAACUAUUGAGAGAAAUUGAGGAAUCCAUCAUGUCUGGGAGUGUAAUAAGCCUAGGAAUUGAUGGGAAUAAAUCAUAUGGUGAUUCAGUGAAUCAGUCCAACCUGAACUCCUCAAACAAAGGACAUUUCCGCUCCUGCAGAGAAGAAAAGAGUGACCUUAAAGCAGGCUGUGAUUUAGCAAAUGAAAGGUCUUUAGUGUCAAAGAUCAAAGAAGAAAUGCAAGAAAUGAUGCUGCCCACACCUCUGGAACUGCACAAGAUCACAGUUUACAAAGAUGAGGAAAGUGAAGACUUUGGUUUCAGUGUCUCAGAUGGCCUUUUAGAGAAAGGUGUUUAUGUUAAUAUGAUCCGUCCAGAUGGGCCAGCUGAUCAAGCAGGCCUCAAGCCUUUUGACCGUAUUCUUCAGGUAAACCAUGUUCGCACCCGAGAUUUUGACUGUUGUUUAGCUGUUCCACUUAUUUCAGAGGCAGAAGGCAAGUUGGAUUUGUUGGUUAGUAGAAAUCCCAUGGCACUUGGGGCACAUGGUCAAAGUGAAGAGAGUGAAGAACUGGAGGCCAAACACCAGGACUGCAGUGAAGUCAAAUCUAAUACACGCAGUGUGUAACUGGAGAAAUACAUACUCCCUAGUUUCUUAACAAAUUAUGUUUUUAUUGACAGAAAAGAAACUUCUUGUCCUCUCAGACAAGUGAAAACAGUGGUCUCAGUCCCCUUUACUGUUCUGUGAUUGACAGUUUCCCUCUUUGUCAUGUAAGGUUGGAACUCUGUUGUCCUCAUUUUCUGAGCACCCUUUUUGUCUAAUUUUGGAAAGGAUAACUCAUUUUGUUCUACAGACUUUGUGGUACUACAGUAAUUGAUUAUCACACUCCAUUAAAUAGAGGUGAUGCUACAGUGCCUCUUGUCCCUUGUUACUUUAGAUUCUGUAGCUGGGCAUUUUUAGUAUUCAGUGGAUUAUUAGGGCUGCUGGUGAACAGGCUUAGAACGUGGGAGUCUGUUACAGGGAAUACACUUUAGUUUGCACUGUCAGAAGCAGUUCUAUACUUUUUUUGUAGAACUGUUACAUCACGGUUAACAUUAAUAGUUGGCUAAUCCCUCCUGUACAUUCAUAAAAUAGAAGUGACCCACAUUCCUUGAAGGAUGCUUACUGUUACUAAAGUUAUCAACUUUGUAGUCUGCACUGCAAGCACUUGUGGAUGUAUUUGUGAGCUUUUAUUUCUUAAAGUAUGAGUGAUCCCUUAAUAUUACUUUUAUUAUAGUUCUAUCUGUAUACUAUUUCAUAAGCAUUUAUUUUGUUUGUACCCUCACCUUUUCACUUUUACAACUUUAUUUCUAUGUUUAUGUAAUGUUUCCCUUUGCACUUUAGUCACAGCCAUUUGCUUAUAUAUGUUUAAGUGAAUAGCGUUUGUCAUUUUUUUUGUUUGUGCCUUUUUUUAUGCAGUUGAUUUUUAUGGCAGUAGUACGUUUAUUGUACUGAAAUGUUUUUACACUUUUUAGUGCACUCUUUGACCCUUUUUAAUAUCAACUAUCACAUAUGUUUUGAAUCACAAGUUUAGUUACUACAACUCCCAGUGAAACAGGCUUGUUGCCAGCACUGUCUGAUGUUGGAUACUACCUUUCACACCUAUUACUUACAUUUUUUCCUUAGCUACUCAAAAUUCAAAGCCUUUGGGAACUGUAUUAAAUGUGCCACAUCCAUUUGUUUACUUGUACAGCAAAGAGCACACCAGUUUUGUUGGGCUGGUAGACUGUGUCCCACCUACCGGUGUGUGCUGAAGUGCCAAUUAAAAAAUUAGAAGUUCAAAGCAGUCACAUCCCACUUACAUGUAAUUGACAAAAAAUGCAGCAAACAGUAAUUAUAUCUAAAAAAUGUAUCCAAUUCUUAACUGUAAACUGCACAACUCCGGUAAUAUAGCUGAUCUACUGCAUUGGUUCUAACUACUGUUGCCCAUUAGCAACUUUACUGUAUAAUCCUCUUUCAUGUUCAUACUUUAGUGACUUAUCCCGAUAAUGCAGUCAUUCUGAUUAGGUGCAUUUGAUUCUUCAUUUAUUAUGCUCAGCUGUCUGAUGCUCAGGAGAUGAGAAUAGACAGGUUAGUGAAAUAACCUGCAUCUUUUCUCCCUUUUAUCAGUACUGUCAGAGAACUGGCCACAAAUAAUAACUUACUGUUCUUUUUAAUCUGAAACUAAUUCCAUUGUGGGACAGAUGAGUCUCUCUUCCAUCUGUGGUGCUUAAUCACUAAAAUUCAAGAACUUUUGCAUCUUUUUUCAGAUGUGCCAUAAUGAACUAAAAUUAUUUUUAUACUUGUGUUUCCUGCUACUCUUACAUGUUUUGUCUUCUGCAUUAGAGAUGCAUUUGAUUAAUCAUGGCUACUGGCUGCUGUUAAGAAAGGUUGGACCUGAGAAGUUUCAUACCAUCUUUUUGAUUUUGUGUGACACAGUGACUUUCUGGUCUUUAAUUUAUUCCUUGUUACAUGCAGCCAGACUUACAAAGCAGUUGAUACUUCUUGAAGGUGCUAUAACAAGUACCUAAUAGUGUCAUGAGAACAUCUUUCUACUGUAGUUCACUUUUGAGGCCAUUUCAAAACAUUUUCUGUGCCCUAAUGCAUAAAACUGCAAUGAUGUGAUAAACUGACAUGUCUUUGAUAGGUGCCCAUGUUGUAAUAAGAACAGCUCUACAUAAUGUCAUAACUGGAUAGAGAAAGCAGAACUUUUUGAAUAUGGUAAGGUACAGGUGUGAAGAACUCCACUGCAUGGAUGAUAUUCUCCUUGAUUAAUCUCACUAGUGUUGAGUGGAACUUUUGAGUUGACAGGCUAACACUGAUAUAAAUUAACACUGAAUCACACAAACCAUUAGCAUUUUGCCAUUGACCGCAUUACCAUCCUAGACCUUGGAAUUCUCAAGACACUGAAAUGAUUCUGUGAUUGAUUAAUUCCCUUAUAGCAGAACAGUUGAUCAUUAUUUCUUUGCUGGUGUGCUGCUCACCCCAACUGUUAAUCUUAACCUUAAAAGUGUCACCAAUUGGGACAUUUUGUUUGAUUUGCCCAUCUUAAUGCCAAACCAUCUUUCAGAAGUGAGGAAAAAUGUGUUUGAUAUUCCCAAAAAUUUGAUUUGUUUUAAAAGGAAAAUUUUGAUUGGAUCGAAAAUACUACUGUCAGCUUUCUUUGUUACUUUUUUCAGAGUAAUUUGCGGUUGUCAUUCAUUUAUUUUGGCAGAGUGUGGUCUAUUAAAACGUGGGAGGAUUCACAGAAAAGAGAUUUAGAAAAAUUACAUUUUACUGUAGUACAUGUGCCUCCUGCUGAAAUAGUUAACAUUAUUAACUCAUUAUGAAGGUGAAAAAAGCAGCAUUGUGACUGCCAGCAAAUUGGUCUUAUCCCUAGUAGGGAAGUAUGUCUAUUAAUUUAACAACAUAUUUAUGUUUUGCAUUAGUUCCUUUCUUGUGCGGCAUUGUUCAUUUAGUGCUAUCACAUAAAAAUGUCACUGUUUAUUGCCUCAACCAAAAAUGAAGAUGGUAAGAGCGAUAUCACCACUCUGCCAAAGGCAAUAGAAGGGGCAUUGCUAGAAUAGCAUUACUGUUCCUUUCUGAAUUAAUUUAUCGUGGUGUGGUAUCAAGACUAUUUUCUUUUGUGCCAUAUAACAACAAAAGGGCAGUUGUAAGCCUGUAAAUAAUAUGCGGUAAUGGAAUGCUUCUUUCUGAAAACAACACUGUGUAAUCAGCUGUUGUUCCAUUUGCCAGAACAUAUUAUAUUAGUUUCUGUGUACCAUACAAAAUCAGGCAUCCUUCUUUGGAAGGAUAUAUGGCAAAAAGAAUAUCCAAUUCAGUAAGGAUUAUGGUCAAAAAAGGUAAAAUACAGUUGCCUUUAAGUCGCUGUGCCACAAAGUAUUAGAUCAUCAAAGUCUUUUUUUCAUGAUGCACACAAAUCACUAGGAUGUUAAGAGAUUGCCUUGGAUGCUUCUAAAUGCUUAUCUGCUUCAGGCAUGCCAUGCUUUACAAUGUUUCAUCUGUUGAAAUUCCUGGAGUUGAUAUAGUCAGGAAAAAUCCACUCUAAUAUGCUUAGAGAUGAGACCUUAAGUAAAUGAAAUUCCUCAUGCCUUAUUGGAUUAGGCAGCUGCCUGCAAAUGUGUUGUCAUAAACAUGGCAUUAUGGCAUCACAAUCUGAGUUUUCCUUGGCACUAGUCAAACAAUAUAGAUGGAGGAGCAGCUAAUUUCAAUUGUCUAAACACUGGAUUUUUAAUGUUACUUGUUUUUAUUGAAUUUUAGAAGUGUUUUCUUUGACCACUACAUUUCGUUUGUGCCUUUUCUUAAUAGUGACAAAACAUUCACUGCAAGUCCAUUAACUGCUUCAUAAUUUGAUCUGCAUCUCUUUUUUUCCUGAUUGCAUCGGAGUCUAAAAGUAAUCACAGUAUUCACUGUGCCUUUCAAACUAAAAGCAUUACUGAUGAAAUCUGAAUACAAGAGUGCAUUUCAGCCACAUCAUCCACAUGGCUGCCCCAUUCCAGAUAUGUUAAAACAAUCGUGCAGAAUAGAUUGGUUUUGAUGGUGUAACAGACUUGUUUCCCCCCUGUCUCUGGUAUGUAGAAGUUAUUUUCUUACUGGUGUGAUACACUGCAGCUGCCAUACAGAUACACAAUAUGUGCCAUAUCUAAUACUGCAGACUCCUUGUCUGUAAGGAAGUGAUUUUAUAUGCAAUACAAGAUGGGCUAAUGCUCACUGCCACUUUUGAUUUGCAUUUUUAAUGAAGACUUUUAUUAAAAGGCUUUAAACAGUCCUUCUAUCCCUCCCUAUGCAUUUUGAAUAAAUAAUAAUGGAUGCAUUAUUAUUAUUAAAUGUGUAUUUUUAACCUCAUAUUGCAGUUGUAUGCCUUGUAAAGUAUUUUUAUAUACAAAGUUUCUUAUGCAUCUAUGAAAGCACAAUUAUCUAAAGGGUACAUGAUUUCAAUAAUAUUUUAGUCCUGUUUCGGACACGUUUGUAAAUAUUUUUCUGUAUCCAAAAAGGGAUGCAUUGAUUUUGAUUUUAUAAAUAAAAAUCCUGCAAUACUAAA
Messenger RNA from Protopterus annectens (West African lungfish), 8696 nucleotides. RefSeq names its product glutamate receptor interacting protein 2 (gene GRIP2). Lineage: Eukaryota; Metazoa; Chordata; Ceratodontiformes; Protopteridae. Gene Ontology annotation, molecular function: protein binding. The transcript has 24 exons. The coding region runs from base 995 to 4264 and encodes 1089 amino acids. Gene Ontology annotation, biological process: neurotransmitter receptor transport, endosome to postsynaptic membrane. The record is from RefSeq and is a predicted model, not a curated record.